This is a messenger RNA of Hypanus sabinus (Atlantic stingray), 4104 nucleotides long. RefSeq names its product zinc finger protein 208-like. Gene Ontology annotation, biological process: negative regulation of transcription by RNA polymerase II. Bases 451 to 3435 code for a protein of 994 amino acids. The transcript is spliced from 3 exons. Gene Ontology annotation, molecular function: DNA-binding transcription repressor activity, RNA polymerase II-specific. Lineage: Eukaryota; Metazoa; Chordata; Chondrichthyes; Myliobatiformes; Dasyatidae. The record is from RefSeq and is a predicted model, not a curated record.
CACGCAUGCGCGCCGUACACAAAGGCGCUCCGGAUCGGUAAAGGUUAAAUAUGAGAAGGAAUUUGUCUCCAGGAAGCUCAAACAUGGCACACCAGUUUUGUUGUCUCUGUCUAGAUAUUUAAUAAGUGGAGCAAGGGAUUCAAUCGACCAUCCUUCCUGCUCAGACUGUGGGGAGGGAUUAACUUGGUCAUUUGACCAACUGGCAAGCCCGUCAUUUUACACAGGAGAAAGGCCAUUCACUUGCUCAGAAAGUGGGAAUGGAUUCACUCAGUUAUCUCAAUUGGAAGGUACAAAUUCACACUGGGCAAGGCCAUUCAUCUGUUCUGUGUGUGAGAAAGGAUUCAGUUGGUCUUCCCACCUGUGGAAACACCAGUCAGUUCACACCAUACUGGGCAGAGGCUAGUCAUCUGCUGAAUUUCUGGGAAAGGAUUCACUCAGUCAUUUGACCUAAUGGCUCACCAGCGAGUUCACACCAGGGAGCGGCCGUUCACCUGCUCAGUCUGUGAGAAGAGAUUCACUCACUCUUCCACCCUAUGGAAACACCAGCGCGUUCAUACUGGGGAGAAGCCAUACACCUGCUCAGUCUGUGGGAAGAGAUUCACUGAGUCAUCCACCCUACUGGUACAUCAGCGAGUUCACACUGGGGAGAGGCCAUUCACCUGCUCUGUCUGUGGGAAGGGAUUUAAUCGGUUAUCCCACCUACAGAGUCACGAGCGAGUUCACACUGGGGAGAGGCCUUUCACCUGCUCAAAAUGUGGAAAAGGAUUCACUGAUCCAUCCAACCUACAGAGACAUCAGCGAGUUCACACUGGGGAGAAGCCGUUCAUCUGCUCAGAAUGCGGGAAAGAAUUCACUGAGUUAUCCAACCUACAGAGUCACCAGCGAGUUCACACUGGGGAGAAGCCAUUCACCUGCUCAGAGUGUGGGAAAGGAUUCACUGAUUCAUCCACCCUGCAGAGUCAUCAGCGAGUUCACACUGGAGAGAAACCUUUCACCUGUUCAGAAUGUGGGAAAGGGUUCACUCAUUUAUCCAACCUACGGAGACACCAGAGAGUUCACACUGGGGAGAAACCAUUUACCUGCUCAGAAUGUGGGAAAGGAUUCAGUGAGUCAUCCACCCUACUGGUACAUCAGCGAGUUCACACUGGGGAGAAGCCGUUCACCUGCUCAGAAUGUGGGAAAGGAUUUACUGCUUCAUCCACCCUGCAUAGUCACCAGCGAGUUCACACUGGGCAGAAGCCUUUCACCUGCUCAGUCUGUGGGAAAGGAUUCACUCGGUCAUCCAACCUACAGAGUCAUCAGCAAGUUCACACUGGAGAGAGGCCGUUCACCUGCUCAGUCUGUGGGAAGAGAUUCUCUCAUUCAUCCACCCUACAGAAUCAUCAGCGAGUUCACACUGGGGAGAAGCCGUUCACCUGCUCAGUCUGUGGGAAGAGAUUCACUCAGUCAUCCCAAGUACAGAGUCAUCUGCGAGUUCACACUGGGGAGAAGCCGUUCACCUGUUCAGAAUGUGGGAAGGGAUUUACUCAGUUAUCCCAACUACUGAGUCAUCAGCGAGUUCACACUGGGGAGAAGCCGUUCACCUGCUCAGUCUGUGGGAAGGGAUUCACUGAUCCAUCCAACCUACAGAGUCAUCAGCGAGUUCACACUGGGGAGAAGCCGUUCACCUGUUCAGAAUGUGGGAAGGGAUUUGCUCAGUCAUCCCAACUACUGAGUCAUCAGCGAAUUCAUACUGAUGAGAGACCAUUCCCCUGCUCAGUCUGUGGAAUGAGAUUCACACAUUCAUCCACCCUACAGAGACACCAGCGAGUUCACACUGGGGAGAAGCCAUUCACCUGCUCAGUCUGUGGGAAGAGAUUCACUCGGUCAUCUGACCUACAGAGUCAUCAUCGAAUUCACACUGGGAAGAAGCCGUUCACUUGCUCAGAAUGUGGGAAGAGAUUCACUCAUUCAUCCACCCUACAGAAUCACCAGCGAGUUCACACUGGGGAGAAGCCAUUCCCCUGCUCAUUAUGUGGGAAGAGAUUCACUCGCUCUUCCACCCUGCAGAGACAUCAGCGUGUUCACACCGGGGAGAAGCCAUUCACCUGCUCAGUCUGUGGGAAGGGAUUCACUCAGUCAUCCCACCUACAGAGUCAUCAGCGAGUUCACACUGGGGAGAAGCCGUUCACCUGCUCAGUCUGUGGGAAGGGAUUCUCUCAGUCAUCCAACCUACAGAAUCAUCAGCGAGUUCACACUGGGGAGAAGCCGUUCACCUGUUCAGAAUGUGGGAUAGGAUUCACUCAGUCAUCCCAACUACUGGCACAUCAGUCAGUUCAUAAUGGUGAGUGGCCAUUCACCUGCUCAGUCUGUGGGAAGGGAUUCACUCAGUCAUCCACCCUACUGAGUCAUCAGCGAGUUCACACUGGGGAGAGGCCAUUCACUUGCUCAGUCUGUGGGAAGGGAUUCUCUCACUCAUCCACCCUACAGAGACACCAGCGAGUUCACAGUGGGGAGAGACCAUUCACCUGCUCAGUCUGUGGGAAGGGAUUCACUCAGUCAUCCAUCCUACGGAGUCAUCAGCGAUUUCACACUGGGGAGAAGCCAUUCACCUGCUCAGUCUGUGGGAAGGGAUUCACUCGGUCAUCCAUCCUACAGAGUCAUCAGCGAGUUCACACUGGGGAGAAGCCGUUCACCUGCUCAGUCUGUAUGAAGGGAUUCACUCAGUUAUCCAGCCUACAGAGUCAUCAGCGAGUUCACACUGGGGAGAAGCCAUUCACCUGCUCAGACUGUGGGAAGAGUUUCACUCGGUCAUCCCAACUACUGGCACACCAGUCAGUUCAUACUGGGGAGAAGCCAUACACCUGCUCAGUCUGUGGGAAGGGAUUCUCUGAGUCAUCCAGAUUACUAAGUCAUCAGCGAGUUCAUACUGGGGAGAAGCCAUUCACCUGCUCAGACUGUGGGAAGGGAUUCACUCAGUCAUCCAAUCUACAGAAUCAUCAGCGAAUUCACACUGGGGAGAAGCCAUUCACCUGCUCAGUCUGUGGAAAGGGAUUCACUCGGUCAUCCCACCUACAGAAUCAUCAGCGAGUUCACACUGGGGAGAAGCCAUUCAUCUGCUCAGAAUGCGGGAAGGGAUUCACUCAGUCAUCCACCCUACUGAGUCACCAGCGAGUUCACUCUGGGGAGAAGCCAUUCACCUGCACAGUAUGUGGGAAGGGAUUCACUCGUUCAUCCACCCUACAGAGUCAUCAGCGAGUUCACACUGGGGAGAAGCCUUUCACCUGCUCAGUCUGUGGGAAGGGAUUCACACAGUUAUCCAACCUACAGAGUCAUCAGCGAUUUCACACUGGGGAGAAGCCGUUCACCUGCUCAGACUGUGGGAUAGGAUUCACUCAGUCAUCACAACUACUGGCACACCAGUCAGUUCACAGUGGCGACUGGCCGUUGUUAUGAAUCCCUGGGUUUCGUUUGCUGUGGACUGUUAUUUUAAGAGAGAGAGAGAUUAGGAUGCCGAUUCAGUCUGACUUGCAGCUUGUUUUCAUUGCUCGCAGCUUGUUUAAUUUUAACCGAGGACACAGACACUCAGAGUCAGAUGGAGACAAAGGAGGAAAAAUGGAAGGAUCGAAACCAGGGAACUAGUGGCCAAGGGUCACUGUUUGGAACUUUCCUAUGCCCAUAAGGAUGGGUUAAUUAUUGAUUCACCGUACAUCGAAUGUGUGGUUGUCACCUCAUUUGAUCCUUAAGAGUGGAUCGGAUUUGGCGCAUCCUGUGGAGACCACUUAUGUGUUAACCCUUGCCUGGCUGUGGUGUGGUAGUUCACGAAGACGAUACCGCUUGUGACAAGUCACUUUCGAUGAUAAUUUGUAUGUGGAUUUGGAACGAUGACGGAUAAAAUCUCCAGCAACUGUUCUCUCGUUUUACCACCAUGGAACCUGUGCAAUUCUACAUAUUUGACUUCUCUCGCCAUUUACCCUGGAUUAUAAGUCUCUCUCUCUCAUCGCCUAUUCUGUAGUUGAACUGAACUUUAAUACUUACCAUCUCAAGACUGUAAGCCUUGUUUCCCCCGAGCUCAAUAGUCCGGGAGUUAUAUUUACACACAUUUAUAAACGUAACACUGUUAAC